Messenger RNA from Ilex paraguariensis (yerba mate), 486 nucleotides. Lineage: Eukaryota; Viridiplantae; Streptophyta; Magnoliopsida; Aquifoliales; Aquifoliaceae. The record is from the annotation of a GenBank genome assembly.
AUGGCGUCGUGUUCGAUGCCACUCUUACCACUCAGUCCCGCUCUCUCAUCUAGCAACCCUAUCUUCUCUCUCCGAAUUUCCAACACCACCCGAACAUCCUCUCUCUCUUAUUCCUCAAGGUCGCUUUCAGUUUCAGCUUCUUCUUCGCCUUCACUUCAAGCUAUCAUAUUCGAUUGUGAUGGCGUCAUUCUAGAGUCCGAGCACUUGCACCGCCAAGCAUACAAUGACGCUUUCUCUCAGUUCAAUGUCCGUUGCCCCUCUUCCUCCUCUCAGCCCCUCAAUUGGGGUCUCGAAUUCUAUGACGAGCUCCAGAACCGCAUCGGCGGUGGCAAACCCAAAAUGCGAUGGUACUUUAAGGAGCACGGUUGGCCUUCUUCGACAAUAUUUCAGGCUCCUCCUGAGGAUGAUGAUGCUAAAGCAAAGCUAAUUGACACUAUUCAGGAUUGGAAGACUGAAAGGUACAAAGAAAUAAUCAAAUCUGGAACU